CUACUAGUACUGUUUUGUUCCAUUCUAAUAAAAAUACUACAAUUGUAGGCUGCCCUUCGGCCUUAGGCCUUCUCUGAAAAAUGCCAUUAUUUUAGUGGCCACAUUGUUUGCUUUGCAAUAGUACACAGUCGACUAGUCACUCUUGCGAUAACAAUCAUGUAUUUUCCACCCAGUAGGCAGUAGUUAGUGUAGCGUGUUUGUCGAACUAGCAGAAAGGAAGCGAUAGCGUGGAUUCUUGUUCGAAUAUCGUGUAGCAGGAUUACUUUUAUAAAGAUCUUUGCGGUGAUAUGGCGGCAACCCUAGGUGCUUCACUAGCAGUCGCACUAGUAGUAAUAUUAGUAGCACCAAUUACUACUGCACGCGGCUCUGCUGCCGGUAAACAGAAGGAUGCUAGCGCCGUGCGGACAAAGUCACCGGAACGACCGGCAGGCGCGCUUUCGGAAGUAGUACAGCAUUUGCGCAUUGCGCGCCGCUCCACCAGCGCCCAGUGCACACAGCAGCCUCUGGUAUGCGUCAAGCCAGACGGCCAACCCGUGAUCGAACUGCAGUGCCCCGAGAUAACUGUGUCUGCGACCGCCAUAGAGCUGCUGCUCACUGUGAAUGGUGCCGACGUCACAAUUGGCACCAAGUACAGUGUUAUACCAAAUAGAAGUGUAUUCACAAUCGAGCGAAUUGAGCCAUUCCCCAUAACGGAACGUCUGCAGUUAAGCCAUACAAGUGGAUGCUGUCAGUACACUGUGCUGGUGGACACCGGACAAAAUGACUGUACAUUCAGCUUUGGUCUUGAAGCCGCUCCGAUGCCGCUAGUGGAAUUCAGUGCAGUCGAGAAAAAGACGGUCGAUCUUUUCAGCGUAGUGCGUCUGCCACCUGGCAUCGCCUUGAUCAACGUCACGGCAACACGCCUGCACACGGCAACCACGUCUGAUCUCUUGUCCAAUAGUGCGCAGUUUGUGUUCGAGAACUACACGAUACGCGCCCGCCACUUGUCCCUGAACGACAGCGGUGAAUACACAAUCAGUGUAUACACUUGUGAGGGGCAGCUAGGACAAAAUUCACUUUCGGUGACGGUUGCAGGGAAGUUGUAUCUUGUCGACUCCUCUCCGAGCACGCUAUUCCUGGACGAGCAGUCGGCCGGUUGUGUGUGGCUAUUCUGCACUGCGAAGACCAGUGAAUGGCCAUACAAUGCCGAAUGGUAUUGGCCAUUGACAAAUCUGACCGGUCAAUACAAUCUCAGCCGAGAAUUGAUCGAGCAUGAGAAUGGUUCUAUGCUAUACAACAGUACACUAUGUGUACCAUUCAAAGAUGUGCUGCAAAUCGCAGACUUGCCAAACUGUUCUGUGUCCUGUAGCAUUUACUCGACAGCCGCGAACAGUAUUUACAAAGAAGUUCACUUUGUGAGAAGACCAAGUGAGCCCACGAAACCAUCGCGGCGUCCAUCAAGCACACCGACAGCAGAAGAUCCGAGCUCCGAUGAGAAUAUUGGGGGCAACAAUGUUGGCCUUUACAUCGGUGUGGGGGUCACGGCAGCGUACCUUGGUGUGAUCUUCAUUGUCAUAACCUGCGAUUAUGUUCGUCGGAGACCGAAUACUCGCUCAGAUGUCAUUGCGUAUUUGGGAAACAUUUGCUGCUCCAGGAAUGAUCCCGUACCUCAGCCAUCAACUGAGCCAGGGCCGAGAUGCAGGUCGGUCAGCUCACAAGACCGACCAAGCGAGCAUUUUGAAUCUCAGAGGCCGAAUGGUGGUGGAAGCGAUGGUGUUGGAAGCAAUGGUGGUGGAAGCAAUGGUGGUGGAAGCAAUGGUGUUGGAAGCAAUGGCGUUGGAAGCAAUGGCGUUGGAAGCAGUGGUGUUGGAAGCAAUGGCGUUGGAAGCAAUGGUGUUGGAAGCAAUGGUGUUGGAAGCAAUGGCGUUGGAAGCAAUGGCGUUGGAAGCAGUGGUGUUGGAAGCAAUGGCGUUGGAAGCAAUGGUGUUGGAAGCAAUGGCGUUGGAAGCAAUGGCGUUGGAAGCAAUGGUGUUAGAAGCAAUGGUGUUGGAAGCAAUGGCGUUGGAAGCAGUGGUGUUGGAAGCAAUGGCGUUGGAAGCAAUGGCGUUGGAAGCAAUGGUGUUGGAAGCAAAGGUGUAGGCCGUUGUAGAUCUGAAAUGCAAGUAGGAUCUACAGCGGAGUCUGUUGAAGACAAUCCGUUUCACCUGGUUAGGUUUGUGUGUGACAUUCAACCAUGGUUGAACGAAGUUGACGCAGAUCGACUGCGACAGAUGGUGAUCAAGAAACAUCUCAUAACUGACAGCGCAUCAAUAGACAGACUAAAGAAAAUUCAGUCCCGGGAUGGACAAUCUGCUCAUAAUGAGGAGCUCAUCCAGUUGCUCAGAGCUGGUGGCCUAAAGACUUAUCGUGAUCUCGGUGUUGUCAUUGAGGAACUUGGGUAUGUGGACAGGAGCAAGGACAUGCUCUCCAUUUUGUCCCACACAGAAUUUUCUGACAAGGAGCAGGAUGACAUUGCUGACGGUGAUAACAAGAAGGAGUCUGACAGCAGAAAGAAGGCAAGAACACAAUCUGUUGUAACUGGACACAGCGGCGUAACUGGAGAUUGGUCUAUUUCAUCCGUGCCUUCUUCAACGUCCCCAGUAGUUGCAGCAACAAGUAGGGUUCAAGACUACUCACCACCACCAAAGUCCACUUCACCGCUGGCAGGAAACAGACAGGAAGACUCUUCGUCAUCUGUGUUUGAACCAGGAUCCCAGGCAUCAUCACCAGCUGCUGCUUCGACACCCGAGGCACAGGUACCAACCCAGGCAUCAUCUGGAGAAAAAUAUGCAGCAUUGCCAGCAGGAACACCUGACUUAUCAGCCAGACGUCCAGACGAAAAUGCCCGCAUUGGAUCGUCAUCAUCAUCAUCAUCAUCAAGACGUUACGCAUACGCACAGUCACACCAAGCUUACCCAAACCUCAUUGAUGGUGAAGUGCCAGCAGAUACGGUGAUGAGCGAUUACCCGUUGCUAUGGCAACAUUUGGAAGACUAUAUACCAGACGUAUUAGAUGCAUGGAUUGGACGGUCAACGUUGUGCAGAAAUCUCAAUAUUGCAUUUUAUUAUAAGGCCAUCAAGUCCAAGCACGGAGAGGUCAAGCCCAAGUGUGUAGAAGUCAUCGCGCUUAUUGAAGAAAAGUGCAAGAAGCUGGCAGUUACCUAUGGUGAUGUUGUGAAAUCGUUGAACGAAGUCGAGGCUUUUGACAACCUGUUCGCUUGGAAGACUAUAAUUCAGACCAAGUCGCAGCCCACCUUUCCCGAUGCUGGAAAGUCACUUUGAACUGAGUUCUCAGCCCCAUAUCCAGUGCUAUCCAGUGGGGAAAGUGCGGCCAACGUGCACUAUGCACAAAAUUAUUUAAUAGCAAAUAACACACCACACACUGUAAAUAAGUCAUUGCUUGUGACCUCGCAUGACGCAGCGGAGUCAUUGGCCACGUGCCAGUUGGUCUGACCUAUUUAAAACUUCCCCGGUCACUUUUGUCGCUGCAUCUGUGCUUCAAGUGCUUUUUGAGGUUGGUGGCAUGUUUAGAACAGUUACAGAAUGUCAGUCUGACCGUCUAUCAAGAGGACCGUGAAAAAGUAUAUUUUUUAAUUAAUUUUUUGCCUUUCAGCUCCAUCCAAAAUUUGUGAGAUAUUUUUAUUGAGAUUUAAAACAAUUUGAGUUUGAGUGAGGAGCUGGCCAAGAUAUUGGUUGAUUGAGGUACUUGAGCACGAGGUACUUGGAAGCUUAUCUUUAUACAUACAAUCAAUGGACUUGACUUGUUGAUUGUGCACCCAAGUGUUUGGGUGGACGACAACAAUAAUAUUAUCUUUAUUCAAAUCUUCGAAUUAUUUUGUUCAAGUUUUUUAAAACAACUCUGAGGCUGCUGAAGCACUGCCGGUUUUUAUUCCAUUUUCUUGACUGCUCGAAACCUAGGUAUUCUUCAUCAUGACACGAUGAUACUGAAACGACUUUGUAUACCUUUUA
Messenger RNA from Sycon ciliatum, 3986 nucleotides. RefSeq lists its product as uncharacterized. The transcript is spliced from 8 exons. NCBI's taxonomy places the organism in Eukaryota, Metazoa, Porifera, Calcarea, Leucosolenida, Sycettidae. Bases 288 to 3299 code for a protein of 1003 amino acids. The record is from RefSeq and is a predicted model, not a curated record.